AGAAAUGAAUAGCCUGAGAGAACUAUAAAAGCGUAACACUGGUGUGUGCCUGAAGCAAACUAACAGGACUCAUACAGAUUUUUCAGCAGCGCCUUUCCGAAACCAAUACUGGGCAGACAACAGGUGUUAAAAUGAAGUUGACAUUAACAUUUCUCCUUGGUAGCUUCUUAACCGAGGCUACCUUUGGCUGGACAUAUCAUUACUCAAAAACGACCAUGAACUGGACAGUUGCAAGAGAGUGGUGCCAGGAGCGGCACACAGAUAUGGUGGUCAUCCAAAACCAGGAUGAGAACAACUACCUGGUCAAAAAGCUGCCAAUCAAAAAAAAGUACUAUUGGAUAGGAAUCACUAAACAACACAAGAAUGAAACCUGGACCUGGAUUGGGAAUAACAGCACAUGGAUAGGUAAUGAGUCAUGGGCACCAAAAGAACCCAAUAACAAUCACAGCACAGAGUUUUGUGUGGAGAUCUACGUGAACAACGACGCAAACAGAGGAAAGUGGAACGAUGAGAAAUGUGCUAAUAAAAAAUAUGCUGCUUGUUACAAAGCUCAAUGUAAUGAAACAUCAUGCGACAGAGGAAGAUGCCAGGAGACCAUUGAAAACAUAACCUGCCUCUGUGAACCUGGAUAUGAGGGGGACAGGUGCCAAACAGCUGUGGAAUGCCCUCUCUCUCAGCCUGAUAAUGGAUACCUGAGCUGCUCCAAAGGAAACAGGAAAUUCAACUCAACCUGUCGCUAUGAAUGCUACUCAGGCUUCCUGAUGAUAGGCUCGCCAGCUGUAACAUGUGGGCUCACAGGGGUUUGGAGCGGCCCAAGACCUACUUGUGCAAGCUACAAAAAGGCUCUGUUGGCUGUGACUGGGUGUGGAGCCCUCUCAGCCCUCUGCUGCAUCUGUAUGUGCUGGAUGAAGCACAGAAAGAGAAGGAGACUUGCCCAAGCAAGGCAGCCUGAGGAAUUUUCAAGUCUUACUAGUGAGGCACUGGGAUGAAGGAUGACUGCAAUGUAUUCAAUGUUUCAUUAAAAUAUAUGUACCAUGACCUAUUUGCAUGAACACUAUUAUAAUUUUUGUACUUUGUUUAUGAAUAAACCCACCCCUAUGUACUCUGAAUUCCUCUAUGCAAGGAAGGUAGGUUAGCUAAGCAUAUCUGCCCAAUUUAGGCAACUUUACAUUUAAGCUAUGUCUAUAGACCUGCAUGGCUAAAGAGCUUGCAGUGUGAAGUUACAUUAUUUAAUUGUGCAUGUAUUAACUCAGUAAAGUAAAUAAAUACGCAAAAAUAAUAGUGUCUCUAUGUGCGGGCUUUUCUGGAUCAGUGAGUAUGUUUCAAAACUGUUAUGUGUGAUAAAGUAGUGCCCUUCCUGAAGGGAAGUUACAGAAAAAGAGAUAUUACAAAAUUGGUUGUUGGCUCAUUGGCUGAAGGUCAGUUAAAGAAAAAAACAUUAGCACUGUAGAGUAAAUACAGCAGCAACAACAAGUGACUAAGGA
Messenger RNA from Labrus bergylta (ballan wrasse), 1484 nucleotides. RefSeq names its product selectin E (gene sele). NCBI's taxonomy places the organism in Eukaryota, Metazoa, Chordata, Actinopteri, Labriformes, Labridae. The record is from RefSeq and is a predicted model, not a curated record.